AUGAGCUCAUCUUUGAAUUAUAAGUCAUUUUCCAAAGAGCAACAGACUAUGGAUAAUUUGGAGAAGCAACUCAUCUGUCCCAUCUGCUUGGAGAUGUUCACAAAACCUGUGGUCAUUCUUCCCUGUCAGCAUAACCUGUGUAGGAAAUGUGCCAGUGAUAUUUUCCAGGCCUCUAACCCGUAUUUACCCACAAGAGGAGGUACGACUGUGGCUUCAGGAGGCCGGUUUCGCUGCCCAUCCUGUAGACACGAAGUAGUUUUGGAUCGACAUGGGAUAUAUGGACUUCAGAGAAACCUGCUGGUGGAAAAUAUUAUUGACAUAUAUAAGCAGGAAUCAACCAGACCAGAAAAGAAGUCGGACCAGCCCAUGUGUGAGGAACAUGAAGAGGAACGCAUUAAUAUCUACUGUCUGAACUGCGAAGUGCCCACUUGCUCUCUGUGCAAGGUCUUCGGGGCACACAAGGAUUGCGAAGUGGCUCCCCUCACUCAUGUGUUCCAGAGACAGAAGUCUGAGCUCAGCGAUGGCAUUGCAAUCCUUGUGGGGAGCAACGAUCGGGUACAAGGCCUGAUCAGCCAGCUGGAAGAUACCUGUAAAGCCAUUGAGGAAUACUGCAGAAAACAGAAGCAGGAGCUUUGUGAAAAGUUUGAUUACCUGUAUGGCAUCCUGGAGGAGAGGAAGAAUGAAAUGACUCAAGUCAUUACUCGAACCCAAGAGGAAAAACUGGACCAUGUUCGUUCACUGAUCAAAAAGUAUUCUGAUCAUUUAGAGAAUGUAUCAAAAUUGGUUGAAUCCGGAAUCCAGUUCAUGGAUGAACCAGAAAUGGCAGUGUUUCUACAGAAUGCUAAAACUCUGUUGCAAAAAAUUUCUGAAGCAUCCAAGGCAUUUCAGAUGGAGAAAAUAGAACAUGGUUAUGAAAACAUGAGCCACUUCACAGUCAACCUCAAUAGAGAAGAAAAAAUAAUACGUGAAAUUGAUUUUUACAGAGAAGGAGAAGGGGAAGAAGGAGAGGAAGGAGGAGAAGGAGAAGAAAGUGAAAGAGGUGAAGAAGGAGAAGUAGUAGAAAUAGAAGAGGUAGAAAAUGUACGAACGGAGUCCUCAGGAGAAGAUGAAUGUCCAGAGGAAACCUUGGAGCCCACUCAACUGGCCUUGGAUCUUCAGGAUGGCCCAGGGGAUCUUCCAGUUGCCUCCUCAGAGCCACCUAUUGCAGAUGCCCUGGUGACGCAGGGGGAGGUUGUGCCUACUGGCUCUCAGCAGACCACAGAGUCUGAAACUUCAGUCCCGGCAGCAACGGACUCUGCGGAUCCCUUGUUUUACCCUAGCUGGUAUAAAGGCCAAACCCGGAAAGCAACCACCAAUCCACCUUCCACCCCAGGGAGUGAAGGUCUGGGGCACAUAGGGUGUCCCGGUUCUGAGGAUGCGAAUGUGCGGAAGGCAGAAGUGGCAGAAGCCGCAGCCAAUGAGAGGGCAGCAGUGAGUGGUAAGGAAACUAGUUCACCUGCAGCUACUUCUCAGAUUGGAUUUGAAAAUCCUUCCCUCCAAGAACAAGCAACAGCAUUAGGGAGUGAAAAUGGAGCUGAAUCUGAGCUUUCUCGGCAUAUCUUCUCCUUUUCCUGGUUGAACUCCCUGAAUGAAUGAUGUUCCUUUCAACUCUGUUUGCCUUACUGAGAUAACACAAGUGUCAGGGAAAUAGUAAAAUGAACAUAAUGUAGAUGAUGGAGGAGACCUCUGAACAGGAUUUCUACAGAUAAAUGAAAAAAA
Messenger RNA from Suncus etruscus (white-toothed pygmy shrew), 1758 nucleotides. RefSeq names its product tripartite motif containing 55 (gene TRIM55). The record is from RefSeq and is a predicted model, not a curated record. The transcript has 10 exons. The coding region runs from base 1 to 1635 and encodes 544 amino acids. Gene Ontology annotation, molecular function: zinc ion binding. Lineage: Eukaryota; Metazoa; Chordata; Mammalia; Eulipotyphla; Soricidae.